CGCGACGACCAUCAUGUCUACGUCCAGCUAUACCCCCGACGACAAACACACCUGGUGCCCGGCUACCGCAGGCGAUAGCCGGUCCCCCUGUCCCGCCCUCAACGCCCUCGCCAACCAUGGCUAUAUACCCCACGACGGGCGCGACUUGACCGCCCCUCAGCUCUCACAGGCUAUCCAGAAGGUCUACGGCAUCUCGCGCGUAUUCGCUACGAUCCUCGCGUAUGGUGGCGUAGCGCGCUGUGGCGCGGGGGGCAAGCUCAACCUACACGACCUCGCUGCACAUAAUCUCGUCGAGCACGACGGCUCACUCGUUCACGCCGACACCAGCGAGGGCCAGAAGUACGCGCCGACGAACGUCGACCCCGCGCUCCUGCGCCAACUGCUCGACACGUCCUCGACGGGUUACCUCUCGCUCAAAGACCUCACUCAGGCACAGGUCUCACGCCAGGCCGCGUCUCCGCCACUCCACGCGCUACAGUCUAUCGUCUCCAAGGGCGAAUUGGAUCUCAUCAUGGAGGUCUUUGGCAUCCACGCGUCAGAGACGCUCGUCCCGAACGCCGAGGAGACUGUGCAUGACGAGCUGGUGGUGCCGAAGUCGUUCCUGGAACAGUGGCUCGGCGAGGAGAGGCUGCCCGACGGGUGGAGCGGGCCGUCACAUCAGACGGGCCUGAAGGAGAUCAUCACGGGCGUCCGGUCGAUAUCGAAGGCGGAGAGCGCGGAACGUCCGAAGGUGUUGUGAACUGCUCGCUCAGGGACUGGACGCAUUCGGUACCGGUCGUGAUACCCAUGGACACCGUCGUCUCGCACAGUGGCUCCCAUCUAUUCCUGCAUGCCCUUCCUUUGGAUUCGUGAUGGCGUCCUCGGCGUCUCGUGGACUUUAUGCUACCAGUCGUGGCGGAAUCCUCUCACCGUACUGUCACCGACCUCGGACUCUUCUCACACAUGCAUCACCUUCGUUGUAACAUUUGUAUUGUAGUGCGCGCAUGAUGUAUCAUAGGACACUGGACCGUUA
This is a messenger RNA of Trametes versicolor FP-101664 SS1, 1012 nucleotides long. RefSeq names its product Cloroperoxidase (gene HTP1). Gene Ontology annotation, molecular function: peroxidase activity. Bases 14 to 739 code for a protein of 241 amino acids. The transcript is spliced from 2 exons. The record is from RefSeq and is a predicted model, not a curated record. NCBI's taxonomy places the organism in Eukaryota, Fungi, Basidiomycota, Agaricomycetes, Polyporales, Polyporaceae.